GGUCAGUGGGAGGUGAACAAUAACAAUAUAAACAUUUGGAUAUAAACCCCUGCAGUGCUGCUGGUCAGUGGGAGGUGAACAAUAACAAUACAAACAUUUGGAUAUAAACCCCUGCAGUGCUGCUGGUCAGUGGGAGGUGAACAAUAACAAUACAAACAUUUGGAUAUAAACCCCUGUAGUGCUGCUGGUCAGUGGGAGGUGAACAAUAACAAUAUAAACAUUUGGAUAUAAACCUCGGUAGUGCUGCUGGUCAGUGGGAGGUGAACAAUAACAAUAAAACAAAUGGGAAAGAUCGUAUUCUUUGAGGAUAAGAAUUUCCAAGGUCAUAGUUAUGAGUGCAACAGCGACUGCCCAGACCUGCACUCCUACUUCAGCCGCUGUAACUCCAUCAGGGUGGAGAGCGGCUGCUGGGUGCUGUACGAGCGCCCCAACUACGGAGGCUACCAGUACAUGCUGACCCCUGGAGAGUAUGCUGACCACCAGCAGUGGAUGGGCUUCAAUGACAACAUCAGAUCCUGUCGCUCUAUUAAAAAUGUCUAUGGAAAUUCCUGCAAGAUCAGGUUCUAUGACAGGCCAGAUUUAGCUGGCCAGAUGGAAGAGUGGAGCGAAGACUGCCCAUCGGUCCACAAAGCCUUCAAGUUCUGUGAAUUCCACUCUGCUGUAGUGAUGGAUGGUGCCUGGGUCUUCUAUGAGCUGCCCAACUACAGGGGUCAGCAGUAACUUCCUGGAGAACGGAGAGUACCGUAACUUCAGACUGGGGCGCCACCUCUCCUGUCGUGGGCUCCCUCCGCAGGAUCACAGAGUUCUGGAACCUUAAGACCCCUAGUGUUUUAGUUCUAGAGCCCUACGACAACAUCCUUUCCCAUGAACCUCUCUGCCUUUUUUAUGACACCCAACUCUGUGUAAAAGUGUUGCAGUCCAACAAAUAAAACCCUGUCUA
Oncorhynchus tshawytscha (Chinook salmon) is the source of this 940-nucleotide messenger RNA. Its product is annotated as gamma-crystallin M2-like. The record is from RefSeq and is a predicted model, not a curated record. Gene Ontology annotation, biological process: visual perception; lens development in camera-type eye. NCBI's taxonomy places the organism in Eukaryota, Metazoa, Chordata, Actinopteri, Salmoniformes, Salmonidae. The transcript has 4 exons. Gene Ontology annotation, molecular function: structural constituent of eye lens. Bases 283 to 720 code for a protein of 145 amino acids.